AUGCCAACCCUCCAACCCGACCCCGAAGAUCCCCGGCCAUCGCGCUCCUGCUGCGGCGGCCUCUCACUCGCGGAGCUGAGCCGCCCGGUCGAGGUAAACGACUCAUCCAUCAGUAACGUAUUCUGGAGCUGGCCAAUCCUCGGCCCGCUGCUUGUCGAGAAUGAGAGCAGUGACACGCGUGAUCAUUGCGCCAAUGAGCGAACCUUCCUAUCCUACCUACGGCUUUCCGUCUACAUGGCUAUCGUCGCUAUCGCCAUUGUUCUGUCCUUCCACCUUAAAUCUCAGCCCUCAGCCCUUGAGCUGCGCAUGGCCCAACCACUCGGCGUCGUCUUCUGGCUGCUCUCUCUGGCUUGCUUGAUUCUCGGGUUCGGUAAUUAUAUUAAGACUCUGGAUAAGUAUAGUAGGAAAGUGGCCAUAGUCCAGACGGGCUGGAGGACGCAAUCGAUUAUGUCGCUUAUCGCAUUGUCUAUCGUAGGCACCUGCGUUAUACUGUUGGUAAUAACUAAAGCACAGGCAGAGGAAUAA
This is a messenger RNA of Daldinia childiae, 525 nucleotides long. RefSeq lists its product as uncharacterized. The transcript is spliced from 4 exons. Lineage: Eukaryota; Fungi; Ascomycota; Sordariomycetes; Xylariales; Hypoxylaceae. The coding region runs from base 1 to 525 and encodes 174 amino acids. The record is from RefSeq and is a predicted model, not a curated record.